ACUAAUCAAAUUCUUGCCAUUCUCCUCAUUCAUGGUGCCUAUUAGAGGCCUCACUUAAUAUUCACUUGAAAAAUAUCCAAUCUUUCCAAGGAGACGCCACGGUAAUGGCACUUGUCAUCUACUGGUACGAUUUCAUUUGUUUCGGCAUUGUAGCGGCGGCAUUCAUUGGUUCUUUAUGGGUUCUAUGGAGAAAGGAGCUUUCAUCUAAAUACGACUCUAAUACUGUCUAUGAGAGCCUCCUUUUGACUCGACCCAACUCUAAUGGGUUCGCAGACGCUGUGCCCAAGAAUCACGUUGGCUCGUCCCAGUUAUGGACCAGUUGCUGGAGAGGGCUUCACCCUGCUUGGCUUUUGGCUACUCGUUUCACUUCCUUUCUUGUUAUGGGCGGCUUUCUACUGUGGGAUAUUGAGGAAUGGGGAGCCACCAUUUUCAUGUAUUACACCGAAUGGACAUUUGCAUUAGUUAUGGUAUAUUUUGCGAUUGCCACCGUCACAUCUGCGUAUGGAUGCUGGAUUUCAUCCAUGCAAAUUCCUUCUGAAAUUUUUAGAACAGAUGUGGAAGAAAGUACAACUGCCAGCCCUAUAACUUACAAGGAAAUAGUGGCUAAGGGGUCUAUAAAGUUGCAGAGUCAUUACGCUGAAGAGGCAAUCAGAUUAAGAGCUGGAUUUUGGGGAUAUUUCAUGCAAACUAUUUAUCAGACUUCUGCAGGUGCUGUCAUCUUAACAGAUAUUGUAUUUUGGUGUAUUAUAGUCCCAUUUGGAUCAAAUGCACAUCUUGGACUCAAUGUGCUGAUGGGUUGCAUGCACACUCUGAAUGCAGCGUGUCUUUUGCUGGACACUGCUUUGAAUAGCCUCCCAUUCCCUUGGUUCCGGGUGGCCUAUUUUGUACAGUGGAGUUGUAUCUACGUUGUUUUCCAAUGGGUGAUUCACGCCUGUGGCUUUACAUGGUGGCCAUACCCAUUCCUCGAGCUCGACAUAGCAUGGGCUCCCUUGUGGUAUUUUGCCCUGGCUGUGGUUCACAUCCCCUGUUAUGGGAUAUAUGCUCUGAUUGUCAAAGCAAAAAAUUCGACUUUUCCAAGAUGGUUCCCUCAUGCUUUUGUAAGAUCAUACUAGUUUCUAUUUCUGAAAAUUGAAUUGUUCUAAUGGUGGUUUUGGUUUUGCUUUUAUACUUCUGUAUAUGAAGGAGAGUGUGUUCAUCCAAUCCCUCCCUGAAAUUGUGGUUGGUAUAUCUUGUUCCCCAUUAUACAAUUGGAGAAAUUGCACGCGUAUUCAUGUCAUACUGUUGUAUUACAUUGUUAUGGUGUGUGCCAAUUAUUGUACAAGUUUAUUGAAUCUGACAAAAUUUGGAUUUCUGAAUAA
Messenger RNA from Jatropha curcas, 1358 nucleotides. RefSeq names its product protein rolling protein. Gene Ontology annotation, cellular component: membrane. The record is from RefSeq and is a predicted model, not a curated record. Lineage: Eukaryota; Viridiplantae; Streptophyta; Magnoliopsida; Malpighiales; Euphorbiaceae.